AACAUCCGCCCAGGCACGCAGAACCGUGGUGCUCUGCCGUGGAGCUCCCAAGCACCGAUCGAAGCAGUGUUCGCGCAGUGUCCUUUCAUUUUACGUCCCGCCUGCCAUUCCCGUACAGUGUCUCGCCCGAUCUACGCCGAUCCUGCCGAACAAGUGUUUCUCUGUGUAGUGCGUCACCAAACGAUGCUCAGUGCUCAGAUGCUUAGUGUAGCGAAAUCCAUACCAAGCAAAAGUCUAUAAUCGAUACCUUCGUACCUAGCGACGCCCGUGCCCAUCACUUGUCAGUGUAUCAGAACAAACGGAGCACGGUGGUUAUCGUGCUGGAAGCACACUUCCCGACACGGUUCGAACAGCCGCAGUUACGGAUCGUUGCCAGCGCUCGCAUUGAACGCCAAUACCGGGCGCGAUUCUUUUGUCCGCGGAUCGUGAUUCUGCACCGUGCACGGAACGCUUGCCGUAUCGAACGUGUUGUGCUGAUUGGACGGGUAGCGAACCCUGCGGUCAGUUAUCAACAUCGAUAGUGCGCGCGCGGUCUGUUCCCUUCUCGCGGCCCAAGUAGAGCUUGCCAAUCGCGGUACAAGGUGUGCUGCUGAACGGCGGCACACAGGCGGCGCAAAAGAAGAUGCUAAAUCCCGUGCUAGGUACCGUGUCAGCCUUCUGACCCAACCCGACGAUAGUGACGACGACACCAACGUUGCCGUAUAUGCUAGUGUGUCCGUGUGUCCUUCGUGCCCUCAUUUUUUAUUUGGCGCAGGCAACGAGACGUAGUGGUUGUGUUGCGUAGGUGACUGCACAGUGUGUGAGUGAGAUAAUGUGUGGCAGUCCUUAAGCAAAAGCGCAAAAAAGUGAUCCAGGGUGGUGUACGCAGGCUUAUCGACAGUAUUGAUUGCAUCCAUUGCGGACACAUCGGAGCUAGUGGACAAGUGUACGCGCUGUUGUACACUCAGGUGAACGGCUCUGCUAAACGAUUCUUAUACGCUUAUCUUUUCCCGUCGAAUCCUUAACGACGUCCUCUUGCGAGAUUCAAACGUCACUGAAAGCUCCAAAGAAAAGCUAACACACGAUGGCGUUAGACUUUACACGACGCCAGUGGCUGACACUGAUGAUUAUGGGACUGGCCGACUUUUGCAAUGCGAUCUGCGUGAGCUUACAGGCACCAUUCUUCCCGAACGAGGCUGAAUCGAAAGGUGCGACGGCCACCGAGUACGGGCUCGUGUUCGGCAUCUUCGAGCUGGUGGUAUUCAUCAUCUCACCCAUCUACGGCCAGUACAUCAACCGUAUCGGGCCGAAAGUAUUAUUCAACAGUGGCAUCUUCACCACCGGCACCUCGGCCAUCCUGUUCGGGUUGCUGGAUCGCGUGCCGGGCCACGUGCCCUUCAUAACGCUCGCGUUCGUGAUACGCAUCGUGGAGGCGCUUGGAAAUGCCGCCUUUCUGACCGCAUCGUUUGCCAUCAUUGCCAAAGAGUUCCCGAACAAUGUCGCCACGACGUUCGCAUCGUUGGAGACGUGCUUCGGACUGGGUUUGAUCGUGGGACCGAUGGUUGGUGGUGCGCUGUACGCCGUCGGUGGAUACUAUUUGCCGUUUGUCGUACUCGGUUCGGCACUGUUUGUGACGGCCAUCCUGACGUUGUGCAUUCUGCCGAAGCACCCGAACGAUCAAGCACCGAACCGGGAAAAGUCCGCCUCGCUGAUCUCGGUGCUGAAGAUACCGGGUGUGGUCGUCUGUGCGCUUGCCAUCUGUGCGACCAGCGCAUCGAUCGGGUUCCUCAGUGCGACCAUGGAGCCUCACCUGCGACAGUUCGACCUCAGUCCCAUUCUGCUUGGUGUCGUGUUCGUCAUCAACGGAGGAGUGUACGCAUUGACCGCUCCGGUCUGGGGUUGGGGUGUGGACAAGUUCCUCAACCCGAAAAUUGUCUCCGCCGUGGGAUGCUUCCUGGUCGUCGGAGCGUUCUGCAUGGUCGGACCCGCGUCGUUCAUCCCGCUCGAAACGAAUCUGACAUACGUCAUUACCGGACUGGUGCUACAUGGACUAGGGAUUGCUGCGGUGCUUGUUUCCAGCUUCACAGACGCACUAAACAUCUCGAUCAAAAAAGGACUUCCAGACAACAUUGAAACGUACGGACUCAUAUCUGGCCUGUGGACGUCGACGUUCGCAUUCGGUGCGUUCGUAGGACCGUCCGUCAGCGGGCUGCUGUUUGAUGCAAUUGGUUUCCGUGCUUCGACCGUGUUUAUUAUCGGGCUGCAGCUUGUUGUCGGCAUCAUCACCAUACUGUUCCUCUGCUUCGAGCGUUCCCCAACGCCGUACAAAGAAAUUUCAUCCGUCGAGUCACUGAUCAAGCCCGCCACAAGCUCACAUGAUGGUGAUUCGCACAACGAGACUAGCGUCAGCCGCACCAGCAGUCUUGACAUCACCUACCGGGGUAACAAAUCGGGAUUCUCCGGCAGUCAGAGUUCACUCAUCGGUUCCUGGCGCCCGUCGGUAAACAAUCUGCUAAUCAGCAACAGCUAUCAAAGCAAACAAGGACACUGGGCACGUUCCGUCACGGAGUUAGAGACGAAUACUGGCACACAGUACGGUACACACUACGGAAGCUUUGACGCCCGACCCGGUUAUCACGAUACGAUGGCUUAAUCGCCCCCCCCCCUUGCUGUUGUAGCAUCGUGUGUCCCAUGUACCGGUCACCUCG
This is a messenger RNA of Anopheles moucheti, 2687 nucleotides long. RefSeq names its product MFS-type transporter SLC18B1-like. Gene Ontology annotation, molecular function: transmembrane transporter activity. Gene Ontology annotation, biological process: transmembrane transport. The record is from RefSeq and is a predicted model, not a curated record. Lineage: Eukaryota; Metazoa; Arthropoda; Insecta; Diptera; Culicidae. Bases 1064 to 2632 code for a protein of 522 amino acids. The transcript is spliced from 7 exons.